Pygocentrus nattereri (red-bellied piranha) is the source of this 2096-nucleotide messenger RNA. It is a transcript of the gene ecsit, whose product is annotated as ECSIT signaling integrator. Gene Ontology annotation, cellular component: mitochondrion. NCBI's taxonomy places the organism in Eukaryota, Metazoa, Chordata, Actinopteri, Characiformes, Serrasalmidae. Bases 695 to 2041 code for a protein of 448 amino acids. The transcript is spliced from 8 exons. Gene Ontology annotation, molecular function: protein binding. The record is from RefSeq and is a predicted model, not a curated record.
GCGGCGAUGGUGCAAACAGCAGCCAGUUCAGAGGGAGUCCGACCACUUCCCAUUUCUCCCAUUACACACCGCAAACACUAGAGGGCGACAAACAGAGAGUCUUCAGUGAACGGGCCUGAACGGAGCCAGACGGCUAAAACAUGCAAUUAAACGUUUUCAGCAAUUCGUGCAGUAUUUACUGUAGUUUUGAGAAAGAACGAUGAGGUAUUACGUUUAAAAGCAACGAUCACAUACUAGUAUGUUUUUUUUUUUUUAGCAAACAGGUUUUGGUUAGUAGGACGCUAACUUACCAAUUACAGCUGCUCAACGUAUUAUUGGUGUCAAACGGUUCAGUCUCGUUAAAGUCAUUUAUUUACAUAAGGUUUAUUUACCGUCCUGUAACUAGAAUUGCAAGGCGUAAAAAUAUAACAGAAGCAUUUACAGCUGCUCCAGUGUGAGCAGGGCGAAGUUAUGGCGCGGAACCAACACGUCGGAACCAUAAAGAGAGAGCAAAUGUUUGUAAUCAGCGAGGAGGGACGGGAGGAAAGCGACGGACUGAAGUAAGAGGUUAUGGCGGUGUGUUUGGCGUGAAGGAGACCUGAGCGCCGAGGACUGAUAUGUUCAGUCUUUACACUGAAUUUCUGAACGGACAGGACUCACUUCAGACUACACGCGAAGCUUAAUCCGGUGUGACAUGAAGGGAUGAUAUUUUACCAUGAAGGUCACCCGGCUUCUCUUACGACCCCAGCACAUUGGGUGGAUCACUCCUUUCUUUAAACCCAGUCUUCAUAUACCUCUCCUGCAGUCCCCACUACCACGACUCUGCUGUGGUCAAGGGCAAAGGUGGAUUCAUUGUGGUUCAUCAGUUUGCAAGAACAAGCCAGACAGUGCAGAUUUCCGAGAACUAUUUGAGCAUGAAACUGAGAAAAAGGACAAGUCAUUGGUCACACAUGAUGACCUGUUUGCACAGGCUGCUAAGGACGCAAAGACCAAAGCUAAUUUCAACAGAGUAGUCGACGUCUUCAACAAGAAGGACAUCCGGCGGCGUGGACAUGUGGAGUUUAUAUACGCUGCUCUGAGGAAAAUGCCAGAAUUUGGUGUAGAACGGGACAUUGUUGUCUACAACAAACUCCUGGAUGUGUUUCCCAAAGAGGUUUUUGUGCCGCAGAACUUUAUUCAGAGGAUGUUCAAUCACUAUCCCCGGCAGCAAGAGUGUGGAGUGCAGGUGUUAGAGCAGAUGGAAAAUUAUGGAAUCAUGCCUAAUGUGGAAACAAAGGUCCUCCUUGUUCAGAUCUUUGGAGAGAAGAGCCACCCUAUGAGGAAGUACCAGCGUAUGAUGUAUUGGUUUCCCAAGUUCAAGAAUGCAAACCCAUUCCCAGUGCCCCACGAGCUCCCACAAGACCCUCUUGACCUUGCACGCUUCAGUCUCACCCGAAUCGCUAAUGACCUGGAUGCUGAAAUUACUGUUUAUCAGUUUCCAUUAACAGACAUCACAGAGACAGGAGAGGAAAUCGCUCAACCACAUAUUGUAGGAAUCCAGAGCCUGGAGCAGCGCUCUCUGCUUGCCAAACAUAACCCAAACAGACCUGUGUUUGUGGAGGGCCCCUUUCCUCUCUGGCUCAGGAAGACGUGUGUUCAUUAUUACCUGCUCAGGGCUGACCCUGUCCCUCCUGAGGAGAAGAUAGAGGAGGAGCCUGAUCCUGAACUGAUUGGUCCAGAGCAGAGCUUCUUCUACCCUCAGCGUGUUGAACUUGACCUUAACAGAGACUUGGGGGAUGAUGACAGCUUUGAUGUGGAUGAUGUUGAGGAAGGUCCCGUCUAUGCCAUGUGUAUGGCAGGUCAAAGUGACCAAGCUACCCUAGCCCGAUGGAUCUGCGGCCUGCAGGAGACCAACCCUGUCUUGGGUCAGAUCCCCACUGUGUUUCGCCUGGAGUCCGGGACCAGAGAGCUCCAGGCGGCUGCAGAUGUCCAUCACAGCCCUGAGCAAAAUGCAGAACCAGGAACAGAACAGGAGCACAUCAUAGAGGAGGAAACACUGCGCUCACAGGGGAUGAAGCAGUGAGUGGACUGUAGUGAGACUCCUCUCACACUGCAAUAAAGGUGUUAACAUCAGUCAA